GGGCUAGACUCUUGGAAGUGGGGCCCCCGUGCCCGGAGGCAGGGGACAGCUGUGGGGUAGUUUCAAGCUCCCAGAAGAGCCCAGUGUGUCACUAGGGUUGGCAGCCACAGCUGUAGGGGUCUUGCAGGCAGCAGAGAGCCAGAGGCAGGAGACUGAGCAUGGUUCUGUAUACCUUUAAUCUCAGCUGCUCUGGCAGCAAAAGUAGGAGCAUCAUCGGCCAAAGCCAGCAAAAGCAUAAGACCCUGUCUGAAAAACAAUCACAGAGCAAGUGAAUGGUGGGCAUGGCUCCGGUGGCAGAGGUCACCUGCAUAGGGAGCCUGAGGCCCUGAAUUCGAUCCCCAGUACCACACACAUAGAAAAGCAUGGGGUCCAAGAGGCAGAGUCUUCCACACAGCUGGAGCCUGCAGGGCUGGGGUUGGAGCUGCUGGCUGGUGACGUCAUCCAUCACCAGCAUCCACCGCUUGUCACAGAUGUCCAGCAGAGGCACAGACAGGUCCUUUCAACGGCAGCUCAGUUGGCUGUUUAAUAAUUAAAUGGUCCUCCAUCUAAACUUCUUGGCCACCAUCCAAAACUGACACUCGAAGAGGAUGACAGGGAAGUGGAGGCAGGUUCCAAAAAGCCCUCCCACAGGCAUCUCCCCGAAAGUCGGCCCACACUGCUCCCCAUAUGCCUCCUCACCCUCCAGGUGUUCACCUGGAGUCUUUGGGGAGACCUGUACAGAGCCCCACCCACCACACCCUGCUUUUUCCUUCAUUCGCAGCUGGAAUCUAAAGAUCUGUAUUUAUACAAAAGCAUAAAGCUCAGUGAGAACAGGUGCCCUGUCUGUCUGAUUCACUGCUGGCUCACCAGCACCAAGUUUCCCUGGCACAUAACAGGUGCUCAAGAAAUUGUGUUGGAUGAAUGAAUGAAGCACCUUCAGAGGCCAGGUUUACAGAGAGGAGAGAGCAUGGAAGCUUCUAGAAAGGACAAGCUAACAUUGAGGAGAAUUUGUUUCUCACUGUGUGGUCUCCAUGGCUUCUAGUUCCUAAAGUCUGGCUCUGCGCUGGGGCACCUGCGAGCUCCGAGUUGUGGCGGUCUGGCUGCUGGUCGUGUUCCUCCAGGGCUCACCUGUGCUUUGACCCCAAGAGUGCCUGCUCAGGGUUCUCAGGUCAUAUUCCAUAGUGCGGGAGGCAGGAAGCACCCAGGGCCAGUUCCACUUGGUCGAGCCUGGAGGUGUGGUGAGCAGGCCUCUGCUCUGCAGCACGAUGCCUCUGAGGGAGACGCAGUGCAGCCAGGCCAUGCAGGACCAGGCCCGGCAAUCCUGGCAGCUGGACUCCCACUCUCUCCUGACCGGAUGCUGCUCAUGUGCUGGGACCUGCCCCGUGGGCCUCCCCCUCCAGCUGUGUGGGGCAUGGGUGCCUCUCCCCUGUGCCCUGGGCCUCAAGGCAAAGGAGCUGUUUCUAAUGCUCGCCCUCCUUUUCCACAGCAUUCUGGCCUGUGGUGGCGCAGACCAAGCAGCCGGAUGGCAUGCUGGACCCAAGCCCAGAUCAGCAUCCAGGCCCAGUAACGGCAUUGCCGAGGGCACAGCUUUCUGUCCUGGACACUCUGAGGUGCAGAGCGUAAUGCCCAUGUUGUUCUACGCUCUGGUCACUGUGUUUCUGAUCGGCAUCCAGGCAGCGCCAUCCCCCGCCAGCAAUGUGCCAGCAGGAGAUGCCGCCCCCCGUGCGCACUGGGCCAAACUCCAGCACUCCUUUGACACCGCCCUUCGCAGAGCCCGCAGCGCCCCAGCGGCCCCGAUAGCGGCCCGGGUGUCAGGAGAGACGCACAACAUCUCUGUGGACCCCAGGUUGUUUAAGAAGAGGCGACUGAGGUCACCCCGCGUGCUGUUCAGCACCCAGCCCCCGCCCGUGUCUGGGGAUACCCAGGACCUGGACUUGCAGCUCUCCGAUGGCCCUGCCCUCAACAGGACUCAGAGGAGCAAGCGGUCCCCCAGCCACCCCGUCUUCCACAUGGGGGAGUUCUCGGUCUGCGACAGUGUCAGCGUGUGGGUCGGGGACAAGGCCACGGCCACGGACAUCAAGGGCAAAGAGGUGGCCGUGCUGAGCGAGGUAAACAUCAACAAUAGCGUCUUCAAACAGUACUUUUUUGAGACCAAAUGCCGGGAGCCCAGCCCCGCCGAGAGCGGGUGCCGUGGCAUCGAUGCCAAGCACUGGAACUCAUACUGCACCACCACCCACACCUUCGUCAAGGCCCUGACCACUGACGCCAAGCAGGCGGCCUGGCGCUUCAUCCGCAUCGACACAGCCUGCGUGUGCGUCCUCAGUCGGAAGGCCUCGCGUCGGGGCUGACCUCCCCUCCCCGCCCCCGGCCCCCUACCUCAGCCUGUAAAUUAUUUUAAAUUAUAAGGACUGCAUGGUAAUUUAUAGUUUAUACAGUUUUAAAAGAAAGCAUUAUUUAUUAAAUUUUGGAAGCAUUC
Messenger RNA from Perognathus longimembris pacificus (Pacific pocket mouse), 2455 nucleotides. RefSeq names its product nerve growth factor (gene Ngf). Lineage: Eukaryota; Metazoa; Chordata; Mammalia; Rodentia; Heteromyidae. The record is from RefSeq and is a predicted model, not a curated record. Gene Ontology annotation, molecular function: nerve growth factor receptor binding; growth factor activity. Bases 1245 to 2327 code for a protein of 360 amino acids. Gene Ontology annotation, biological process: neuron projection morphogenesis; cell surface receptor protein tyrosine kinase signaling pathway; positive regulation of peptidyl-serine phosphorylation. The transcript has 2 exons.